This is a messenger RNA of Neurospora crassa OR74A, 2179 nucleotides long. It is a transcript of the gene aab-1, whose product is annotated as CCAAT-binding transcription factor subunit AAB-1. Gene Ontology annotation, molecular function: DNA-binding transcription activator activity, RNA polymerase II-specific; DNA binding; protein heterodimerization activity. Bases 846 to 1661 code for a protein of 271 amino acids. The record is from RefSeq and is a predicted model, not a curated record. NCBI's taxonomy places the organism in Eukaryota, Fungi, Ascomycota, Sordariomycetes, Sordariales, Sordariaceae. Gene Ontology annotation, cellular component: CCAAT-binding factor complex; nucleus. The transcript is spliced from 4 exons. Gene Ontology annotation, biological process: regulation of DNA-templated transcription.
CUUUCGGCGUCGUUCUGCUGCAGACUGCAGUGAAUGCUGCGGCAGUCAUUUGAAGGGGGAGUUGUUGAAAGUCUUCAAAAGGUUCACUGAUGCCCAACCUUUUGUUUUCUCCAUUAUACUGAGUCUGACCGCUUUCACUCACAUAUCAUCAUCUUACCGUCUUUCUUAUUUCCAUUGUCCGUCUCUUCACAUCCUCCAGCAUCUGUUUGAGUAAAGCCAUUUGCUUCACAGGUACGUGCUUAUCUGCUAGUCUGUCCAUCUCAUCCUCAUCCGCCAGUUCCCGCGAAUAGCAUUUCCCAGCCUUUGGCUUCACGCCAAAAGACGGACCUACACCCCCCAAUCUCACCAAUCAUUUCACCUUCCUCACCAACUGGAGCUCUUGCCCGUGUGGCUCGUCCCGAAGUCAACGAGAGGCGAGCCUGGAGCAGCGAGUCGUCGUCCAUUGACAUUGAACUCCACCCACUUGCUCCCCUCUCCCCAAACAGGGAGUCCCGCCAAUCAAUCGCACUGCCCAAUCAAGCAGGAUUUCUGAGUGAGAGUCGGCUUUGCGAUCAUCAUUCGUCGGCUCCGUCCUAAGUAAACAAAGACCCCAAGGGGCUUGUCGACAUCAUAGAUAGUUCUUUCUAAGCCCAACGCGCAGAAGCUAGAUCUACCUGGCUGGGAAACACAGAGAGCUCUUCGGCAAAGCGCGACCAUUACGCGACGCUAGCAGGACAUUCAAGCUGAAGUUUUGUUGGUACAGACAGAGGUAUAUUCACAUUGACCCAAGUCAUCCAGUACAGGCCACCGAUUUGCGACCAACUAGUCCCCGUUUCCCCGCUGCUCGCCAAACAUUGAUAUUUGCCAUGGAUCCCCAAAAUCCGUCUUCGGCUGGGCAUAACCAGCAACAACGCCAGCAGCCCGUCUACGACACGAGCCAAGGCGGCCAUUAUGGUGCCAGUGCUGCGCUCUCUCAACAAGGCUUUGCUCCCUCAGACCUUUACACGGGAACAUGGGCCAAUGUUCAUCAGGGCCUCCAGGGCAAUUACAAGGAAAUCCUGACAGCUUACUGGCAACAAACCAUCAACCAUCUCGAGAAUGACACCCACGACUACAAGCUGCAUCAGCUGCCCCUGGCACGAAUCAAGAAAGUCAUGAAGGCGGACCCGGAAGUCAAGAUGAUCUCCGCCGAAGCACCUAUCCUCUUCGCCAAGGGAUGCGAUAUCUUUAUCACCGAGUUAACGAUGCGCGCGUGGAUUCAUGCAGAGGAAAACAAGCGCCGCACUCUGCAGCGUAGCGACAUCGCCUCGGCCUUAUCCAAGUCCGACAUGUUCGACUUUCUCAUCGACAUUGUACCCAGAGAAGAAGCUUCCACACACGCCAAGCGCGCGACUGGUCAGUCAGCUGCUGCUGCCGCGCAGGCUGCCCAAAACGCGGCCCAGCAAGCUCAGGGCAUGCCGGGGGUUGCUGCGCCUAACCAUGGCGGACAGCACCCCAUGGCCGCUCCUGACUACACGCUAGGCGGCCAUGCGAUUGCGCCUGAGGCCGACUACCGCCAGCAGAACAUGUACUCUGGUCAGGUACAACCCGGAGCCCCAGCGCCGUAUGGACAGCCUCAGCCUCCCAUGUAUGACGUUGAUGGCAUGUACUACUCAACAAUGCCUCCUCAGCAGAACGCCUAGGGCGCGCAUUCUGGAGGAGAUAAGAUUGGAGAGUCUUCUACAUCCCACCUGUCACGAACUUAAAGGCGGGAGCAGGAGUAAUGAACUUAUGGCAUCAAGUUACACUGACAUGGCGUCCACCUUGGUCGCUUCUUUAUUUACAUGGUUCUUCAUCUUCAUCUGAUAAGAUUCAAAGACUGCCGAUCCAACAAUAUACAAAGGCGUGGCGUAAAUACGGGUUAUUUCGUUUGUUUCAGCUCCGUACCAUGGACGGAGGAAGGGUGCUUGGAAGGCUGGUCGGUUGGUUAUGUCACAAGGAUGUCUAUCAUGUUUUGCUCUUUCACCUUUUUCUGUUUGAGCGUCUCGCGUUUGAGCCACCUCUGGUUCUAUAUGGUAUUUUAGUUCAUGGAUCUGUGUUACAUCCAGUGCAUUCUGCAUAACCAAUAUUGUGAUGAACUAAUAGUGAAGUUGAGUUUCUACCAUCACGUUUCAGAAGGGUGAAGACAAACGAACGCGUGGACGUUAUCCUACAGACUCGC